AGCAAUGUAAAAAGCAUAUUUGAUGAACUAGUGAAGAUUUUUGCCGUAAAUAUAGUAUUUCCUGUGUAAAACACCCAGUUCUUCUGAAGUAAAAGUUGAAAGAUAUUAUUAUCAUGGGUGCAGAGGAGUCUGUCCCAAUUCCUGCUCCAUCACUGGGGUUUGAGUAUUUUGUUGUUGGGCUGUCCAAGGGAACGUAUCACAAGAUUGUGACAAUUCUUGGCACAGAUAGAGAACGAUCUUUGGUUAGAGAGGCAAUUUGUCAACACUGGGGUAAUGGCAUCGAAUCAGAAUCRACCAAAGUUGAACAAGCACACUCAUUUCGGUUCAAUGGGUCUCCUUUUACCAAAGGGAUAAUAGCCACUCCACAGCUGUCAUCCUCUGGAAGAAAAGUGAUUGCUCAGAUAUUUCAAAAUCUCAACAACUCAGGCUGGGAAUUAAAGAUUACCAGUGAAUUAAGCCGUGAGACUGAUCUCACUACGCUGUACUUUUACCGUAAUCCAGAAAUACCAAGAUCAAUUCAAAGUCCAUUGAUGUGUAUUGCUUUGAUGAGUACUGACAAACUCCUGCUUGUAAGUGURCCCGACAACAUCCAGACAGUUAUCAAAGACGUUAUURUCGGUGAUUGGAAAAGAGGCAUCCAAGGAGAAGAAAAAGUAGAAGAUGGUCUUGAAAUCCAAUUGUGGGGAAAUCCAUGGAAGUCUUAUGGAGAGGAGACCRUACUGGGAAGACUUGUGCUGACAAAAAUCUUCACAGCUCUUGCUCAACAACACUGGCAUUUCCAUGCUACAGUUAACAUGCAGGGCCUGUCAGACAGCUUAUUCUUUAGGUAUGAUCCAGAAGAGAUGCCUCAAAACAUACAACAUUUUAUGAUCUCUUUCCAUGAAGGAGACAAAGUGAGGYUGGUGAAUGCUCCUCAACAAGUGAUUCCUGUKGUGCAGAAAGCAAUUGCCUCUACCUGGACAAAAGGAAUCCAAAAGGAAAAGGAACUGUUUGGCAGCUGGGAGUUCAAGAUGUCUGGAUACCCUUGGUGGGGUCGUGGAAAGGAUUAUGUAGUGCCUCGGUAUGUUGUAUGCAAGAUCCUAGAAGCUUUGCAGGGCCAAGGUUGGAGUGUUGCAGCUUCAAUUGAUAUUUUUAGAGCAAAUCGAGAYAAGACUGUCUUUAUGAUGUCUCCAUCCAAUCACACCGACCCCUCACCUGUCAUGUGCAUGUCAUUUUGUGACAAAGACAAAAUAAGAUUGAUAAAUGCACCACAAGAUAUGGUUGAUGUCUGCCGAAAUGUCUUGACAUCAAAAUGGCACAAGGGUAUCAGUGCAGGAGAAAAGAUUAAGUCAACAUGUACAGCCUUUGAGUUCAAACUGAAUGGACAUGCCUGGCAUGGUGCAGGAAUGCUCAGCCUUCAUAUUCGCAGUGCUCUAUGUUACGUCAUCCAAGCAUUUGAAGCARAAGGCUGGARGUUCCUGGUGUCUGCUGAUGUAUGUUCUAGUUAUGAUGAAAAAGAUGGCGAAGAGUAUCCUGAUGAUGUCCAUAGUUGGUGGUUCGCACACUCCCAAGAUACACAGCAGUAAACACAACAUUUACUGGUAUUUCCGUGAAAACGUUUUGACAUUCGACGUCUUUCACGUUCUUCAGGGCCAACAAAGGAAGGAGAUGAUUUGGUGAUGACAUGAUUGACAGUUCAGAAUUUCCCUUUAGUUAUGGAAGAGUUUUUGCAUUAUUCCAACCAAUGAACAAGUAUUUCCUUUAAUAGACUUGACAAUUGUUACUAGCACAUGGAUGUGUUUUGUUUUUGUUUUAGUAUUUAUUGAUUAAAAUAAUGUUUGUGUUUACYACUCUUAUUAAAUUGAUUUUUUGGUCGAUACAAAUGACUUAAUACAUGUCGUGAGGAUGAUCAUAAGAUCCAUUGUUUCAGUUUUGCAUUGUUUCUGUUUGACCAUCUAAGUUUAAGACCUAUUAUAUUUUAUUCUAUAAAUUUGAUAUUAAUUUAAUUGUUUCAAAAUCCUCUAAUUGUAAAACAAUCUCCGUUAAACAAACUCUGCCAUAAGAUGUUAGGUGAAUGGCUCAAAGCUAAAUAGCUUUAAAAAAAGUAGUAAAAAUAGUUAUUGUUCUGUAAUUAAAUUGCAGUGAUUAUUACAAUUAUUAAAACUGACAUAAAACACA
Messenger RNA from Exaiptasia diaphana, 2157 nucleotides. RefSeq lists its product as uncharacterized. Bases 114 to 1565 code for a protein of 483 amino acids. Lineage: Eukaryota; Metazoa; Cnidaria; Anthozoa; Actiniaria; Aiptasiidae. The transcript has 2 exons. The record is from RefSeq and is a predicted model, not a curated record.